AUUGUAAAAAUAUUGCUGCAUCGCGUUAACUAUUCUUCAGUUAUUUCUGGGUUUUCCUUCUCUGGUUUUCUGCAACUUAACUUAUAUAUAAAUGUUUACAAAAAAAAGAAAGCUCAUAUAUAGAUAGAAAAUUAGAAUGGGUGUCUGAGCAGAGCAGAUCAAGUUUCUUCACGAGAAAGGAAGAUUUCAAGUGAGGGGAGGGGGGAAUAAGAGACUUUAAGUAGUGAGACCAUUUGUCUGCUUGGUGAUUGUUCUUGAUCUUUAGUUAACAAAUAGUUUUUUGGGUCUUCGUGCAGUCGGCUUCUGAGAAGUAAGUCUGAGUAGAAAGUGGGUUUUCUUUUAUUUAAUGGGUAAUGUUAGUGUUAGAGAAGAUGGGGGUAACCCAUCUGGAGUUGGAGUUGGUGAAGGCGCACAAAACAUGGAAUCUUCGCACGGAGAGGCGCACGUUGGCUAUCAUGCUCAUGGGAUGUCUACAGAGUUGAUGGGUCAAUCUCCUCCUCAUAGCCCUCGGGCAGUCCCGUCACCUUUAAUGUUCACUCCACAGGUCCCUCUGGUUCCAUUACAAAGGCCUGAUGGGAUGUGCAUCCCAAAUCCGAUUGGGAUGCAAAAUGCCACAGAGUAUGAGGACAUGUUUUAUGAGCAAGGGGUACCAACAAUGAUCACUUGGAGCUAUGGUGGCAAGGAAGUAGCUGUUGAAGGAUCUUGGGAUAACUGGAGGACGAGAAAGCCCUUGCAGAGAUCAGGCAAAGACUUCACUAUCAUGAAGGUGUUGCCAUCAGGAGUUUACCAGUACAGGUUUAUUGUUGAUGGACAGUGGAUGUAUUCUCCUGACAUGCCAUGGGUCCGUGAUGAUACUGGGAAUGCUUACAACAUUUUGGACUUGCAGGAUUAUGUGCCAGAAGAUGUUGAGAGCAUUGCUGGUUUUGAACCUCCCCAGUCACCAGAUUCCAGCUAUGACAACCUGCAUCUUGGUUCAGAGGAUUAUGCAAAGGAACCACCUUUGGUUCCUCCACACCUGCAGAUGACACUGCUUAAUGUGCCAUCGUCGUACACAGAAGGCUCCCCUUAUUUGUCAAGACCACAACAUGUGGUGCUUAACCAUCUGUAUGUGCAGAAAGGGAAUACAGGUCAUCCUAUGGUGGCACUCGGUCUGACGCAUCGAUUUCAGUCGAAGUAUGUAACUGUGGUGCUCUACAAGUCCCUACAGAGUAGUCAACUACUCUUGGAUGAUCACAGAGGAUUGAGUCAACCAUAGCACGCUGCUGUUGCCAAAGCGACGGGAUUCCCGUUUGACAUGAAUGAUGGAAAGAAUUAGCAAAGAAAGGUGAGUCAUCACAAAGACAUUGCUGGCCAUGCUCAUUCAGCCGCACAUCAGGAAUAUCUUGCUGGCCAUGGCCAUGCUCAUCCAGCCACACAUCAGGAAUAUCGGUGGUGAUGUAAAGUACAACCUAUUUUUCUGAUGCGCGGCGGCUGUGUCAUUUGAAUGCUUCAAGAAGUUCAACGUUUAUGUUUGCAGCAGGCCAAGUCCUACUAUUGGUAGUUGCUUGAAUGACUCCAAUAGGGAGGGUAAGAACCCAAAGCCAAGACAAAUGCAAAAAGCAUCCCCUACCAGGGCAGCUGCACUUCUUCUUUCCACACAAAAGUCAUCAACAGAGAUAAUCCAACACUACCUACCAACAGGAUGAGGAACCACCACUGGGGGACAUCUUUGUAAUUCUUCAUCAAUCUUGCAUGGAUGUCCAAUUUUACAUUGUUCAUGGCUGAUUUGCUCCGUCUUUUUUAGUUUUUCCAUUCACACAUCUCAGAAUAAGCAUUUCUUCCACAUUCAUUUCUUCAUCAAUUUGUUAAAAUUA
Molecule: messenger RNA, 1853 nt
Organism: Nelumbo nucifera (sacred lotus)
Lineage: Eukaryota; Viridiplantae; Streptophyta; Magnoliopsida; Proteales; Nelumbonaceae
Product: SNF1-related protein kinase regulatory subunit beta-2
Molecular function (GO): protein binding
Source: RefSeq, a predicted model, not a curated record